UUUGCCCUCACGUUUGAGUACUGCAAGACAACUCCGGGUCUCAGAGUAAGAACUACAAUUCCCACAAUGCCCCAGGCCAACAGCUCGCACCGGGUCACAUGGGAGUAAAACCACGCCGGAAAGCGUCCUCCCCAAUCCUUUGCGGCCGUCCAAGAUGGCGGCGCCCAGUGGCACCUUGAGCGAUGCAGAGAGCAGCAGCAGCAGCGAUGGCGAGGAGUUGGCGCGGUGCCGCGAGGCGGCGAUGCCAGCCUGGGGCUUGGAGCAGCACCCGCGGGGAGCAGAGAAACCAAGAGCUGAUGCUGCAGGUAACCAGUUGCCAACCUCUCGGCCAAGCCUCAGGUACUAUGGGCUUUGGGUAGCAGCUUCAUGCAUUCAGGAAGUGACACACUUUUGUGUGUGUUGUAGACACAAGGUGGAUGAGCACGAGCAAGAUGGCAAUGAGCUGCAGACUACCCCUGAGUUCCGAGCCCACGUAGCCAAGAAAUUGGGAGCCCUGCUGGACAGCUCCAUUACCAUCUCAGAAGUGGUGACAGAGCCCAGGAAAGCUGAGAGGCAGAAAGUGGCCCGGGAGGAUGACGGCUUCCGCCUCUUCUUCACAUCCGUCCCUGGAGGCCCUGAGGAAGAAGCUUCUCCCCGACCCCAAAAGCGAAGACCCCCCAGCUCCAGCAGCGAGGACAGCGAUGAAGAGUGGCAGCGGUGCCAGGAGGCAGCCGUGUCCGCGUCAGACAUUCUCCGGGAGUCCGCCAUCCAUGGCCCUGUCAAGGCAGAGAAGGAGUCCAAGCAGAAGAAAAGGAAGUUGAAAAAGAAAGCCACAACAGAGGCCAACAGUGACUGGGCCGUGGCCACCACCCCCACCAGUGGGCCCCAAGGCCAAAAGCAGGAAAAGGAAUCAGGCAAGGCCAAUGGGGACCAGGUGGCACUUGCGACCCAAAAGAAGAAAAAGGCCAAGAAGAAAAAGGCCAAGUCUUCCCCAUGCCCAGCAAACUGACCCACCA
This is a messenger RNA of Dipodomys ordii (Ord's kangaroo rat), 995 nucleotides long. RefSeq names its product chromosome unknown open reading frame, human C12orf43. Gene Ontology annotation, biological process: negative regulation of Wnt signaling pathway; Wnt signaling pathway; Spemann organizer formation. The coding region runs from base 155 to 988 and encodes 277 amino acids. The transcript has 6 exons. Lineage: Eukaryota; Metazoa; Chordata; Mammalia; Rodentia; Heteromyidae. The record is from RefSeq and is a predicted model, not a curated record.